Molecule: messenger RNA, 740 nt
Organism: Oryza sativa Japonica Group (Japanese rice)
Lineage: Eukaryota; Viridiplantae; Streptophyta; Magnoliopsida; Poales; Poaceae
Source: RefSeq, a predicted model, not a curated record
AAACAGCAAGAACUGCAACUAGAUCUUACCUGAAUUAAAGAAGAAAAAUCUGUAGAGUUGCAGAGGCAUUGCAGGGUAUCAGAGAUGAUGAGGAAGCAAUACUCUUUCACUCUUUGCCUGAUGCUCCUGCUUGUGGCUGCUCUGCUUUGCACCAUGAACACCAUCUCCGUCGAAGCAGGAAGGGGCGGUUACAAUUCAGUGAAUCCCGAUGGAAGGAGCGGUUACAAUUCAGUGAAUCCCGAUGGAAGGAGUGGGUACAAUUCAGUGAAUCCUGAUGGAAGGAGCGGCUACAAUUCAGUCAAUCCCGAUGGAAGGAGUGGUUACAAUUCAGUCAAUCCGAAUGGGAGGGGUGGCUACAAUUCGGUCAAUCCCAAUGGAAGGAGUGGCUACAAUUCUGUCCCUAGAAACGGCGGUGGAAGCCCAUAGCUCUAACUGGGCCAAUGAAGCAAGCAAAGCAUUCAUGAUCCAGUCCACCAGCUAAUAUACAGCCCAAGUUUGGAUGAAUAUAUCUGUCUAUGUAUGCAGAUAUAUACAGUGUAUUCUAAAUAAAUACGUACGAUCUAGUUGAUCGGCGUUGCAUGGUUUGAAAAAUUAUGUGUGGAAUUUGUACAAGUAUUGUAUAAUGUAUUGGUCUACCGUGUACGUAUGUAAUUAAGCAUCUUGCUUCUUUAUUUCACUUGUUCCUAGGAGAGAGAGAAAGAGUCCAUUUUAGUAUUAAAAAAAACUCCCUUCGUCUGUCA